Molecule: messenger RNA, 1743 nt
Organism: Trypanosoma rangeli
Lineage: Eukaryota; Euglenozoa; Kinetoplastea; Trypanosomatida; Trypanosomatidae
Exons: 1
Coding region: 1-1743 (580 amino acids)
Molecular function (GO): protein binding
Source: RefSeq, a predicted model, not a curated record
AUGCUCUCACAGAAUGUCGCCAAGACGACGGUGCCGUCGUACUACAUGAUCCGUACCAACCUUCCGCAGCGCAAACCGCAGAACCAGUGGGAGGGGGUGUAUUACUUUAGCGGUAUCACGAAGCGGCAGCGUCACCUCGUCCUGCUUCAGCGGAAACGCGAGCGGGAGGCACACAUGCGGAUGUUCAGUGCCUCCUGUGGCAACAUACUGCGGUUGUUUGAGAGGGGCUUUCAAGAGCAGCAGCAAACGGUGCAGGCCCCACAACUUUCCUCACCGCAUGGUCAGCUUGAUCUCGCCAUCCGUUUGGCGCAGCAUGGACUCUACCAGCAGGCAAGCCACAUUGUAGAUGAGUUGCACCGACGGCGUGCACUCGGCGUGAAUCACUACGGUCUUCUCAUUGAUGCACUUGCAGCCUCUUGUGUGGGGCAGCGCAUUUUGCAUUGCAGCGCACAAGGCGACCCCGCGCUCACGUACAAGUUACUUGGAGACGAAAAUGGCGAGGAGCGAGCACAGGAGGCGCACCGGUGGUUUGACAGGGCGUUCGCACUGCUGACUGCAGAGUGCCGGAUGGUUUGUGGUGGGAACUGCCCACCGCAAGCCACGGCGGCUGCCACGCAUUUGGUGAACGCACUGAUGCGUACACUUUUGACGUGCGGGUACACGCAUGUCACCGCUGUUCCAGACGCGGUGUACGAUCGCAUGGGGAUGAUGGGUAUUUCUCCCACAAUUAGCACCUACGAACUGGUGAUACUCGCCCUAUCGCUGCAAGGAAAUAUGCAGGAGGCAGAGAGCGUCUUCUCGUUCCUUCGUAAGCACCAUAAUGAACACGUGACGGUUGGCAGCUUCAACGCACUUCUUUUAGGGCAUCGUGAGUGCCGGCAAUUUGAUCGGUGCGACGCCAUUUGGCAGGAGCUCGUGGACCGCCGUUGGCCCCGAGCCAACGUGCUCACGGCCGAGCUGUACCUCCGAAGCAUUGUAGAUCACUCUUACACACCAACGAGUGAGCCGCUGCAGCGCUUUGGGAAUAUCAACGUAGUUGAGAAGAAAAAAGUGCCACUGGUGUUAGCGCAGAUGGACGAUCUCGGCAUCCCCCGCGCCCACCUCUCGCGGCCGCUAAUGGAUGAGGUGGAGGAUGCCCUGCGUAAGUUCUGCAUCUACAAGUCACGCUUCUACGAAUGGGGUCGCGCGGUGAAGCAGUUCAACUUCAUUGAGUUCCGCCGCCGCAACGGGUGGAUGUACGACCUGCACCUGAUGAAGAACACCACCAAGCAGGUGGGACCGCUGCGCGACUUUAACCACCCAGACGCCGCGCAGGUGGCGGCAGCGACGGUGGAACUCCCCGCGUUCUUCAACGACCGUCAGGCGUGGGAGCGGCCACCGCUAGAGGAGACGCUGUUCGUCACGGAAACACAGGAGCGCUACGAUGACGUACGCUCAGGCGACAUCUACGAGGAUCGCACCCGCAGCCUGCACGACCGCUCCCCAACGUGGAUGAACGAGGUGCCUGAGACCCGCUACGAUCGCCUGUACGGUGUGAAUCACCCAGACAUUGCAAAGAUUGGCAUUCGACGACACUUGAACGCGGAGUACGUGAACCGCAAGGAAAUCGUGGAGCGUGACGCUGCUCUUAUGAAGAAGAAUUUGAGCAGCGGCCGACGUCUGCGGCGCAAGGUGGAGUCCUCUCGCACACAUCGCAACGCUGGCUCACUGAGCGGUUCCGCUUCUACCUCCGCCUCACGGUAG